GUAGUCCUACUGAGUCUGGUUGGAUCAUUCAGCGGUGGAGCUGUGGUGGCAAAGAAAUAUUAUAAAUACAGAACAGAAUGGCUUCCAUGUUGCUGAACACGAUGCGGACCUGCGUGGUUAGCCCAUCCUGGGCAGCACGCUUUGGUACACGUGCUCUCAGUACAACAGCACAGCUUCAGGCUCAGGUUCAGACAAAAAGCAAGAAGACACUGGCCCGACCUGGUGUGAAGAACAUAGUUCUGGUGGAAGGAGUUCGAACGCCUUUCCUGAUAUCUGGAACCACGUAUGCUGAUUUAAUGCCCCAUGACCUGGCCAGAGCAGCUCUUACGAAUCUGUUAAAAAAGACAGGCUUACCCAAAGAUGCCGUUGACUACAUCAUAUAUGGAACAGUCAUUCAGGAGGUCAAAACCAGCAACGUGGCACGAGAGGCGGCACUGGGAGCAGGCUUCUCCGACAAGAUCCCCGCUCACACCGUCACCAUGGCUUGCAUCUCCUCCAACCAGGCCAUGACCUCAGCCGUUGGGAUGAUUGCUGCAGGCCAGUGUGAUGCCGUUGUUGCUGGUGGGGUGGAGUUCAUGUCAGACGUUCCAAUCCGUCACAGUCGAAAAAUGAGGAAGACGAUGCUGUCCCUGAACAAGGCGAAAACCCUCGGCCAAAGGCUUAGCCUGAUCGGCAGCAUCCGGCUCGCGCAUUUCUCUCCAGAGCUUCCUGCCGUGGCCGAGUUCUCCACAGCUGAAACUAUGGGCCACAGUGCGGAUCGUCUGGCUGCUGCGUUCGCCGUCUCCAGACUGGAGCAGGACGAGUUCGCUCUGCGGUCUCACACACUCGCCAAAAAGGCUCAGGAUGAAGGGCUGCUGGAGGACGUCAUUUCUUUUAAAGUGCCAGGUCGGGAUAUUGUGUCAAAGGACAACGGCAUUCGUCCUUCUUCCAUGGAGCAAAUGGCCAAACUGAAGCCGGCCUUCGUUAAACCUCAUGGCACCGUCACUGCUGCCAAUUCCUCCUUUCUGACUGACGGGGCCUCUGCGGUGCUCAUCAUGUCUGAGGAGAAAGCUCUCGCCAUGGGUUUCAAGCCUAAAGCAUACCUCAGAGACUUUGUCUACGUAUCUCAGGACCCCAAAGAUCAGCUGCUUCUGGGGCCUACGUAUGCUACACCUAAAGUCCUGGAACGGGCCGGCUUGUCUUCGUCUGAUAUUGAUGUGUUCGAGUUCCACGAGGCAUUUGCAGGUCAGAUAAUGGCGAAUCUGAAGGCUAUGGACUCGGACUGGUUUGCUCAGACGUACAUGGGCAGGAAAUCAAAGGUUGUGGCUCCUCCCAUGGAGAAGUUCAACAUGUGGGGGGGCUCCCUGUCUCUGGGGCACCCAUUCGGCGCCACGGGCUGCAGGUUGGUCACCACCGUGGCUCAUCGGCUGAAGAAGGAGGGGGGGCAGUACGGACUGGUGGCAGCCUGUGCUGCAGGAGGACAGGGUCAUGCCAUGGUGGUUGAAGCCUACCCGCAGUAACGCAUGUUCUCUAAUCUAGAUCCUAAUCUUCAUCGUGAUUGCUGUUAACGCACUCGGUAACAUUGGAAGUGUUUGUAAAGCACCACUUUGCCUUGAUGGAGCGGGUUGAGGACGGGGAUGUGAAUGUGUUUGAAGACUCGUGUAAACUAAACCGAGCUCGGAGGCCGUUCAGAUUAAAGCAGACGGUUUGCUUGGUUUGUAAACUUCUCGUCAGCGUCGUCUCUGACUCUAAUGUAACAUAAAGUUUAAGAGCUCAGCCGAGCCAAGGUGAUCGUAACGUUUAUAAAUGCUGUCAUGUUUUUUAUUUCUUACAGACUGUUGGAAUUAAAUGGUGUGAUGAUUACGA
Messenger RNA from Nematolebias whitei (Rio pearlfish), 1845 nucleotides. RefSeq names its product hydroxyacyl-CoA dehydrogenase trifunctional multienzyme complex subunit beta (gene hadhb). Bases 78 to 1499 code for a protein of 473 amino acids. The transcript has 16 exons. NCBI's taxonomy places the organism in Eukaryota, Metazoa, Chordata, Actinopteri, Cyprinodontiformes, Rivulidae. The record is from RefSeq and is a predicted model, not a curated record. Gene Ontology annotation, biological process: fatty acid beta-oxidation. Gene Ontology annotation, molecular function: acyltransferase activity, transferring groups other than amino-acyl groups.